ACCUGGUGUUGAGCUGGGCUCUCUGCUGGUUCAAUGACCAGUUGUUGUCUGACCGCUCAAGUAGGUCCACCUCCUGUCCCCCAUAGCACUCAUUCCCCACUUUGACCUCUAACUUUCAGUUCCUGGAUUCCAUAUUGCUCUGAAAAUCCAACAGCAAAGUCGGAUUCGAGAUCUGAUAAAAAAAACGACUUGCCUACUACUCCUCUGUGAUUGGUUGAAUCGGUCGACAAUACAACAAUAAGGAUUGAAGAGUUUAGUUUUGGUGAAAACAUACACAUUUCAUAAGAAUUCCCCGGAUUUGAGAUCCUCGGAUACCAAAAAUGUCAGCGGACGAGGCCUUCGUUACCUUGGCGACCACGGAUGAGUACUGCAUGGGCGCGGCGGUGGUGGCGCGCAGCCUGCGGCGCCACGGGACGUCCCGCAGCAUCUUGGUGCUGAUCACCCCCGGGGUCUCCGCCGAGUCAAGGCGGACCCUUGAGCAGGUCUUUGACCGGGUGGUCCUGGUGGACGUUCUGGACAGCCGGGCCCGGGCCCACCUCUCCUGGCUGGGCCGUCCCGAGCUGGGAGUGACCUUCACUAAGCUCCACGCCUGGACCCUCACCCGCUACCACAAGUGUGUGUUCCUGGACGCAGACACCCUGGUGCGUACGAGAGCCCCUGAAAUUCCAUCUGGAGCAAAGUUCAGCCCCUCAAGCUCUGCCCCAAUACACCAACGGUCAAGUCUAGAGGAGGAGAUGGGGAAGCCGUCAGACACAGUGAUGGAGGAGGAGGUCACAGAGAAGUUUUCCAGGACAGUGGCUGUGACCAAGGCCACGACGGAGGCCGAGACGGAGGCUGGAACCGAGACAAAGGCUGAAGCGAUGGCCGAAACUGAGGCUAAAAUGGAGAUAGCGAUGGACGCUACAAUGAAGGCCGCGACAGGGGCUAAGAAAGAGGCUGCGACAGAGGCUAAGACCGAGGCCGAAGCGAAGGCUCCAACGGAGGCGGAGGCCGUGGCAGCGGCCCCGCAGCAGGAGCAACGGCAGCAGUGGGAGGCCGGCCGCCCAGACUACCUCGGCCAGGACGCCUUCCACAAAAUCCAGUGGAAGCUGGACCGCUUCCUGCAGUAG
Molecule: messenger RNA, 1109 nt
Organism: Gadus chalcogrammus (walleye pollock)
Lineage: Eukaryota; Metazoa; Chordata; Actinopteri; Gadiformes; Gadidae
Product: glycogenin-2-like
Exons: 5
Coding region: 321-1109 (262 amino acids)
Cellular component (GO): cytoplasm
Molecular function (GO): glycosyltransferase activity
Source: RefSeq, a predicted model, not a curated record